AUGUCCCGAGACAGGCUCAACAGGUUCUUUACUCCAAGAGACGAACAGCAGCAGGCGUACAGGCGGAUAGACGGAGAUGAGAGAGAUACAGCUGAGGAAGAGGCGGAUAUCGCUGCGUAUGAUGCUCCGCCGGCCCAGGAGUUCUCAUGGGUCGUUUACUCUAUCUUCGCCUGGAUGGGGAUGGCCAUGCUCUGGGGAUGGAACUCAUUCCUCGCAGCGGCACCUUACUUUCAAAUCCGGUUUGCCAGCAACGAAUGGCUCCGAGACAACUCGCAAUCCUCAAUAACUUCAGUAUUCUGCGUUACGGGACUGUCUACCCAUAUUCUCCUGCUGAGACUCCAAAAAAAUGCUUCCUACCCAAAGAGAGUGCUCGUGUCACUUGCCCUCACAGUGGCCGUGUUUGCGCUGCUCACACUCUCCACCGUUCCCAGACAAGGACUUUCCCCCAACGCCCUUUUCUCGUUCGUUCUUUUUAUGGUCUUCAUAUGUGCGUUGUCCGCAUCAAUGAACCAGAACGGGAUGUUCGCAUACGUAUCUAGCUUUUCUCAGCCGGCCUAUACGCAGGCAAUCCUGGCGGGACAGGCACUCUCUGGUGUCCUGCCUUCCAUAGUACAGCUUAUUUCAGUUCUUGCUGUGCCAGACGCUACAGUACACGAAACUGAUGAGCUUGGAAAUGCAGAAAAAUCAGCAUUUGGAUUUUUCCUGACUGCAACACUGAUCUGUGGAAGUGCUUUCCUCGCCUUCCUCUACCUCCAUCAUUUCCAGUCCAAACGUGCCCGCUAUACCCCUGACGAGGACAGUGAUAUGUCAGACCCAGAAACGCCUUCAACGAAGAAGUCAGUUUCGUUGCUGACACUAUUCCGGAAGACCCUGUGGCUAUCUCCGGCGCUAUUUCUCUGCUUCUGCAUCACCAUGGCCUUCCCCGUGUUUGCAUCCCAGAUCCAGAGUGUGAAUAAGGGGAACCCUCCGCCACGUUAUUCUCAGCCUGGCGUGUUCGUUGCCCUUGCCCUUCUAUUUUGGAACUCCGGUGACUUGCUUGGGCGAAUGGCGCUUUUACUUCCAUCGUUGAAGGACAGGAGGCCUUCGCAGCGCAUCCUUUUUGCUCUCGCGCUGGCUCGCAUUCUUUUCAUUCCACUGUUCUUGAUAUGUAAUGUCCGAGGGAGAGGGGCGACUAUCAAUAGCGACCUCUUCUAUCUCAUCCUUGUUCAAGGCCUGUUUGGGUUUACCAACGGUUACAUCUGUGUUUCUGUCAUGGUUAGCACCCCAGAUCUGGUAAAUGAAGAGGAGAGAGAGGCAGCUGGUGCUUACAUGGGCAUGUUGAUAGUUGCAGGUUUAGCAGCUGGCAGCGUGCUUAGUUUCUUUAUUGGUGCUCUGUGA
Molecule: messenger RNA, 1377 nt
Organism: Nannizzia gypsea CBS 118893
Lineage: Eukaryota; Fungi; Ascomycota; Eurotiomycetes; Onygenales; Arthrodermataceae
Product: nucleoside transporter
Exons: 2
Coding region: 1-1377 (458 amino acids)
Biological process (GO): nucleoside transmembrane transport
Cellular component (GO): fungal-type vacuole membrane; plasma membrane
Molecular function (GO): nicotinamide riboside transmembrane transporter activity; nucleobase transmembrane transporter activity
Source: RefSeq, a predicted model, not a curated record